CGGAAAACUCAUGGCAUAUUUUUCUAUCUUGUGCGGAUAGUAUAGCUUGCUGGAGAAAGAUAGGUAUGUGGGAAGACUUGGACACUGUCAUGGAUAGGGCUGAAAAUUUCGUGGAAUUUUUCUUAACUGUGAUCAGUGAGUUAUCUGAUAACAAGUUGAAAUUGUUUGGGAUGACUAUGUGGAGCAUUUGGCGGAAAAGGAAUGUUUUAUAUUGGGAUGGUAUACAAGAAACGAUUACUCAGGUGAUAUCUCGAGGGGCUGAAGUGCUACAUUCAUGGGAAGCUGGCCAAGGUUCGAAAGGAAAUAAACGAGUGGGAUUUGGCUGCUGCGUUAGGGAUCAUAUGGGGAGAUUUUCCAGGGCCCGAACUUCAUGGAUGCGAGCGGAAAUGAGUCCAGCUGAGGCAGAAGCUUGGAGCUUGAGGGAAGCUCUUAAAUGGAUGCAGGAGACUGAGUAUACAAGAGUUAUUUUCGAGUCUGAUUGCAAGCAGUUGGUGGAUGAUAUUUACAACGCACACAAGGAUCGAUCUGAAUAUGGAUCUCUAGUACAUGAUUGUAGGAAUAUUGUUGGGUCUAAUAACGAUUUCUGUGUCGUUUUUGCUAGGCGACAAGCUAAUAGUAGUGCUCAUGCUCUUGCUAGAGCAUCUACUAGUUAUGCUUCUUGCACAAUUUUUUUAUCUGUUCCUUAUUGUAUUGAGAACAUUGUGAUUGAUGAAAUGAAUUAAGCCUUUUGCGUCAAAAAAAAAAAGGCCAAUCACAAUUAGUUAGCUAUAUGCCUAUAUUAUGAGAACAGGUCUCAGCAAGUUAAUGGGCCGCUACCGGCCAAUUCUGAGCAUGCGCCCACGAGUCAACCUAGCACAAGUUAAUCACAUGAAUGAGCAGUAUAUAUAUGUUUUUAUUGGACUAUAAUUUUC
Molecule: messenger RNA, 911 nt
Organism: Cuscuta epithymum
Lineage: Eukaryota; Viridiplantae; Streptophyta; Magnoliopsida; Solanales; Convolvulaceae
Source: the annotation of a GenBank genome assembly